Nerophis lumbriciformis (worm pipefish) is the source of this 1875-nucleotide messenger RNA. The record is from RefSeq and is a predicted model, not a curated record. Lineage: Eukaryota; Metazoa; Chordata; Actinopteri; Syngnathiformes; Syngnathidae.
AUGGCUGGACACGAAUGGGAUGACUGGUUCGACCGGGAGGAAUUUAUUGGACAGAUAAGCGACAUGCGAGUGCAGAACCUGCAAGUUGAGAGAGAAGUGGUUCAGAAGAGGACCUUUACUCGAUGGAUGAAUCUACAUUUAGAAAAGUGUAAUCCACCCAUUGAAGUCCAAGAUCUUUUCCAAGAUAUUCAGGAUGGGCAUAUCCUCAUGGCGCUUCUGGAGGAGCUGUCUGGCUGCAAGCUGCUUCACGGAUUCAAGAAGUCGUCACAUCGAAUUUUCAGACUUAACAAUAUUGUCAAAGUCUUGUCUUUCCUUGAGGAGAGAAAAGUGAAGCUCGUUAGCAUUGAUGCUGCCGAUGUUGUAGAUGGAAACUCAUCAAUCAUCUUGGGACUUAUCUGGAACAUUAUUCUCUUCUUUCAGAUUAAGGAGUUGACUGGCAACAUACGGAGCCAAUUCCCUUCAACCUCCAGCUUGGCAUCCAUACCUACCAGCACCGACAUUUCCAAAUGCAACACUUCAUUGGCUGAAAAAGAGAUGACAACCACAGCCAGAAGAGUACACAGUAAAGCCUACAAAAAACUACUCCAAUGGGUACAAAAACAAACGCGCAAGUAUGGCGUAGCCGUUCAGGACUUUGGGAAAAGUUGGACAAGUGGUCUUGCUUUCCUUGCAGUCAUUAAGUCCAUUGACCCCAGCCUAGUAGACAUGAGGAAGGCCCUGCUUAGAAGUGCACAAGAGAAUCUUGAAGACGCGUUCAAGAUUGCCCACUACAGCUUGGGUAUCCCACCCCUUUUGGAGUCUAAAGAUGUGACUAUCAGUGCACCAGAUGAACAAUCCAUCAUGACAUACGUUGCGCAGUUCCUUCAGCACUUUCCUGGGAUGGAAGAGCGAUCAGAGCCUUACCCCAUCAUCCAAAGCAGUAUUUCAAUGGGACGACUCAACAUCAGUGAACUUGACACCCACGUUUUGGGAAAUGGUAUUCAUGGCAACAGAGUGAGAGAGAGAUGCAUGAUGUUCCAGGCGGAAUGUGCAAAAGCCCCACCCAAAAGAUUUCCUUUUGUGCCAGCCGACAGAAGGGACAGUUCACCGUCCAUUCUACCGUGGCUAAGUGAAGAUGUCUUAGCCGAUUUCACUUCCACGGAAGACAAUUCAAGAAGUGCAAACAAAAAUUCUGAAGAACCUUUGGACGAAGUCUUAACUGACAUAACUGACAACCCUCUACCAUUGACACACAGUGACUCUCUCUUUGAUUCUUCAUUGCCUGAGUUGAUUCAAUCUGUGUCAGUCAUGGAUGAUUCUGCUAUCGGCUCUCCGAAUUCCUGGGCGGAAAGCGAGGAUGGAGUAAUUCAAGUGAAAUCUUAUGAGAGUCCAAGCUUAAACCAAGAUUGUGACUUUACCGUGCCUAUGCCUUUUUACCCAUAAAAAGAAGAAACCUCUCUUACAGAGCUACUUGAUAGUAAAACGCAGAGCCGACAGUCUGUUUUGAGUGUAGCUGCCUUGGAGCCAGUGGCAACCGAGACUCUACCUGAAGCUCAACCUUUGAAUAUUAUGGUUGAAGACGUCUUUGUCAAGUUGAUUAAUGAAGACAAGGAGAAGACUGCGAUCAAACCUGAAACUUCUGAUUGCAAAGAGGAGUGGCAGUUCCGUGGGGGGCAACUCGGAGGACUCAAAGAAAGUGUUGACUGCAGCAAUAUAAUUGAAGCUCAGCAGAGUAAACUCUGCUCUUCCUGGAGGGGCACAGACUCAAUGAGUUGGAUUGACAGCUGGGAGCUUUACCUGCUGUUCUUGCUAUGGCUGCUGCUCUACUGCUUCUGGCUCUUGCCACAAAUGGACCUGAAGACUUUGCUCAGUUUGCUGUUCAACAAUAACCACUGA